Messenger RNA from Rubroshorea leprosula, 2342 nucleotides. Lineage: Eukaryota; Viridiplantae; Streptophyta; Magnoliopsida; Malvales; Dipterocarpaceae. The record is from the annotation of a GenBank genome assembly.
UGCAAAUUCAUCAAUGUGCAUCAAGUAUUCACUGCAUCUUCCCACCACCCUCUCCUCCUCUCUCAAAUCUCUCUUCCCUUUUCAUUAUUUCAGCUUCUGAAACGAAGUCCCAGGUUCACUUUAUAUGAUCAGGUAGACUUUCAGGGAUAGAAGAUGGUUGCAGAAUCAUGGUUUCGUAAUUUGUGGAAAAUUCCACGGAAGCAUGAAGGUAGUCCUGAGAAGGUGGAAGUUGGAGUGUUGGUGUUUGAAGUUGCUAGUUUGAUGUCCAAGCUGGUUUAUUUAUGGCAGUCUCUAAGUGAUAAGCAGAUUGUUACGUUAAGGGGUGAGAUCACAAAUUCUGUGGGAAUAAAGAAGCUUGUGUCUGAGGAUGAAGAUUUCAUUGUGAGUUUGAUUUGUGCGGAAAUGCUUGAGAAUAUGGUACAUGUGGCAAAAUCUGUGGCAAGGAUUGCAAAGAGUUGUCACGAUCCUGGUCUGAAGAAUUUUGAGCGUGCUUUUGAUGACUUGAUCUUGUUUGGUGUUGAUCUGUAUGGCUGGGAAUUUACGUCAAAGAAGAUGGAGAAGAAAGUUAAGAAGAUGGAACGUUACAUUUCUGUGAAUGCUAUUUUGUAUCAAGAGAUGGAAUUGCUUGCAGAUCUUGAACAAACCCUAAGGAGAAUGAAGAGCAGUGACACAGAGCCUGAGAAUUUGCUUGAGUUUCAGAAGAAAGUCUUGUCGAAGCAACAUGAGGUGAAGAGUUUGAGAGAGAUGUCUCUUUGGAAAAAGACCUAUGAUUAUACGGUCUGCCUUUUGGCAAGAUCAUUGUUCACAUUAUUUAGUAAGAUCAAACAUGUCUUUGGGAUUGAACAGCCUAUAGAUGGUGGAGAUUCAAGCAUGAAGAAUUCUGAUUUUAUUUAUCGCAGCCAGUCUGUUUCUGCUUUGCUGCAAACUUCAGUUCAUCCAGCUGAGAAUACUAGCAUUCCUAGAUUUUCUUCAGGUUCCCUUGCAAUGUUUACCACUAUAUCUAGCCCAAUUACAAACACAAAGAAAACAAAUUAUUUCCAUUCUGGUCCUCUCAGUAGCUCAGCCACAAAAUCAGGUUCUGUUGCUGAAAAGAACAGAAAUUUUGAUUUCCAUUCUGGUCCCCUUGGGAGGUCAGCUACAAAAUCAGGACCAAUUUCUGGAUUGGAUAAAAUUGGCAAGAAGAUUUGGCAGACUCAGAACCGCCCAGCCAUUCCAAAUGCAAAGAAACUGCAUUUGAAAACUAACCGACUGACGCAAGUUGGACCUCUGAAAGGAUGCAUGAUAGCGGCAGAUAGUUCACCCAUUGUCAAUUGUUAUAUAAGUUCAAAUGAUAUUCGUUCAGGACUUCUCAAUGGAACCAAGGAUGGAAAUCUAGAACUUCCUCAGGGAAAUGCUGUUCAACAAACUAAUUCAUCAGUCUUCAGAUCCCAGCGCAAGUUUUUGGUUGCCCCUCCUGAAACUCUUGGUGCUACCGCUUUAGCAUUGCACUAUGCAAAUGUUGUUAUUGUCAUCGAGAAACUGGCAGCAUCUCCUCACUUAAUUGGGCAUGACGCUCGAGAUGGUCUGUACAACAUGUUACCUGCAAGUGUAAGAGCUGCACUGAGGGCAAGGCUAAAGCCAUACAUGAAGAGCUUAGCUUCAUCAUUUUAUGAUACAGUUCUUGCAGGGGAGUGGACGGAGGCAAUGGCUGCAAUAUUGGAGUGGUUAGCACCAUUAGCUCAUAACAUGAUUAGGUGGCAGUCUGAGCGGAGUUUUGAACAGCAGAAUUUAGUUUCCAGGACUAACGUGCUUCUGGUGCAGACUCUCUACUUUGCAAAUCAAGAAAAGACAGAAGCAGCUAUUACUGAGCUUCUUGUUGGUUUGAAUUAUGUCUGGAGAUUCGGCAGAGAACUCAAUGCUAAGGCUUUGCAGGAGUGUGCCAGUGCUAGAACUUUUGAAGAAUUCUUGGACCUAGAAAAAUAACAUCAUUUUCAAAUCAGUUGCAGUGUUCUCAGAGACGACUUGCAUCAGGUUGUAUGUGGGCAAAAUUCCACCGCCUGGCUCGCCCUUACAGGCUUCUCUCUUCUACCUGCCAACAUGAACACUCACUUGUGCAGGCAGAGGGAAAGAUCCAAGCUACCUUGUGCAAUAUCGUGAAGGCAUGGAUUCUUUGCAAGUUAAUACUAUGAUAUUUUUAAUGCUAUAUGUUAUAUUUUGGUUUUCUGGCUAGUGCUGAAGAUUGUUUUGAAAUACCCCUUCUAUUCCAGUUGUAUAUUUACCGCUUAAAAGUUACCGUUCUUCCUAUAAUGGAUAUAUAUAUCUAAUGGUUGUUGAGUUGAUUAUGCUGGGUGGCAGUGGCUUCC